Messenger RNA from Haemonchus placei, 222 nucleotides. The record is from the annotation of a GenBank genome assembly. NCBI's taxonomy places the organism in Eukaryota, Metazoa, Nematoda, Chromadorea, Rhabditida, Trichostrongylidae.
AUGGACAGCAUUGUCCCUGGUCAAAUGACAAUGUCGUCAUCAUUGCAGUGGGCACCUUCAUACGGUGCGAUGAAUGCAUAUUGCGGACACAAAAAGGAAGUAGUUCCGACCAGAUUCGCUGAAAAGUGGAACAUCACUUGGAACGGGCACGAUAUCCGAAUUGGAAUGAAUCUCGAGCGGAACAACUACGUGUAUUAUUCGAUGAGACGCCCAAAUCCCUGA